AGUCCAAUUAUAAUAUGGACAUAUCGCUCUUCAGACAGCUUGUGCGGUCCCAGACUGGAUAACUACACCUUUGUUGGUUUUAUUUUGUACACCUUUACCCAGCCUUUGAUGCUGGACUGGCUCACUACAGUGACAGUAUGUUGAGCGGUGCGCGCGCUCCGCACGUUUGAUGACGCUCCGCUGUAAACAUCACUGACGUGUUAGUCGCGUGAGGGAAUCUAUUAAACUUGGAUUUUGGCGAGCGACACUGUAUUCUUCAAACCAACCUGCGCCUGCAAACCCAGCAACAUACGUCCACACUGCGAUGGCAAGAAAAUCCCAAGUCCCGUCUGCGUAUUAUGGUGAACCUCGCAAGUUUGACCCAACAUUUAGAGGGCCAGUUUACAACAGAGGCUGCACAGAUGUGCUGUGCUGUGUGCUCUUCACCAUUGUCAUCCUCGGCUACAUUGCACUGGGCACUGUGGCAUGGAUUUAUGGGGACCCAAGGAAAGUCAUUUACCCAACGGACAGCACGGGUCAGUUCUGUGGACAGAAGGGCACACCAAAUGCAAAGAAAGCCAUAUUAUUCUACUUCAACAUACUGAAAUGUGCCAGUCCUGCUGUCCUGAUAAACCUCCAGUGCCCUACUACUCAGAUGUGUGUUUCCAAGUGCCCAGAUCGAUUCGCAACGUACACAGAUAUGCAGCUCCAUUAUAGAUUCAACAAGAGCCACUGGGAUUAUUAUAAACAGUUCUGCAAGCCAGGCUUCAAUAACCCUAAAAAGUCUGUGACACAAGUGCUGCGAGAUGAGGACUGUCCAUCAAUGAUAGUGCCAAGCCGACCAUUUUUACAGCGCUGCUUACCAGACUUCAUCACCAGAAAUGGCACCCUAACAGUAGCUAACAAAACCGCUUUCAAAGAUGCACUGGACACAGCCAGAAGUGUGUCUGAACUUAGAGAUGCAGCCAAUGGCAUUGCAAGUAUCCAUGAGGCCAAAGAGGUGGGAAUGAAGAUUGUGCAGGAUUAUGCCAGAUGUUGGUACUGGAUAGUGAUAGGGCUGGUCAUAGCGCUGGUCAUCAGUCUGAUCUUCAUCUUGCUGCUGCGAUUCACCGCAGGCUUCCUCCUCUGGUUCAUCAUCAUCGCUGUUAUCCUGCUUGUGGCCUACGGUAUCUGGCACUGUUACUGGGAGUUCACUGUUCUCAGGAAGACCCCCGGAGCGGACGUCACUAUCUCUGACAUCGGCUUCCAGACUGACCUCCACGUCUACUUACAACUCAGUCAGACAUGGCUCGUCUUCAUGGUGACUCUGGGUUUGACUGAAGUCUCCAUAGUCUUAAUACUCAUAUUCCUGAGAAAGCGGGUUCGCAUUGCUAUCGCUCUGCUCAGAGAGGGCAGCAGGGCCAUCAGUUACAUCAUGUCCGCUCUGUUCUACCCCAUCAUCACCUUUGUGCUUCUGGCCGUCUGUAUCGCCUACUGGGCCAUGACUGCACUCUUUCUUGCAUCUUCUGGCGAUGCUGUUUACAAAGUAACUUCAGUCCAUCCCAACUGCAAGUAUGCCAACCGAACCUGCAAUCCUGAGAGCUUCAACAGGACCAACAUCAGCAUGCAGUGUCCAGGUGCUCAGUGUCUUUUUGCCUUUUACGGGGGUGAGAGCUUGUACCAUCGCUACAUCUUCAUCCUCCAGCUCUGUAAUCUGCUGGUCUUCCUCUGGCUGGUUAAUUUCACCAUUGCUCUGGGACAGUGCACCAUCGCUGGGGCGUUCGCCUCGUAUUACUGGGCCCGGAGGAAGCCCGCAGACAUCCCUCCCUGCCCAGUGUUCUCCUCUUUUUCCAGGGCCAUACGGUAUCACACAGGCUCUCUUGCUUUCGGCUCUCUCAUCUUAGCAGUGGUUCAACUCAUCCGAGUCAUUCUGGAGUAUCUGGACCACAAACUUAAAGGAGCUCACAAUGUGUUUGCACGGUUCCUGCUCUGCUGUCUGAAGUGCUGCUUCUGGUGUCUGGAGCGAUUUAUACGCUUUAUGAACAGGAAUGCUUACAUAAUGAUUGCUAUUUAUGGGAAGAACUUCUGCACAUCAGCGCGAGAGGCGUUCUAUUUAUUGAUGAGGAAUGUAGUGAGGGUGGCAGUGUUGGACAAAGUCACGGACUUCUUGCUCUUCCUGGGGAAACUGCUGAUAGCAGGGAGUGUUGGUGUUAUUGCCUUCCUCCUCUUUACACGCAAGAUACCCAUCAUCCAAGAGGAGGUGCCCGUGUUGAAUUACUACUGCGUGCCUCUCUUGACGGUAAUACUGGGUUCAUACUUAAUUGCGCACAGCUUCUUCAGCGUCUAUGCAAUGUGUGUGGACACUUUGUUCCUUUGUUUCUGCGAAGACUUGGAGAGAAAUGACGGGACAACGGCCAAGCCUUUCCUCAUGUCUCCCGGCCUGAAAAGAAUUCUGGGAAGAGCCGAGCUGAGCCCCAAGAAGUCACGCGGAUAAAACCCUCCGAAUCUAUGAGAAUACCUUUACUCGACUUACAUACUUAGCAUGCAUUAACUUACAGUAUAUUAUAGCUGAAGUCGUGGACUACAUUUUGUAAUGGGAGCUGAGGAAUUAUGGGAAGUGUUGACGUGACCAUCCACCUCAAGAAAAGACCAAAGACUCUCUCUGCACCGUAACAGCAACUAACCCAGGACAUGGAGCUUUGGCUUUUCUGACACAGACCCUACACUGCAUACUAACAUGUUUGCCUCUUACUGCUGCCUUAUUCUGGGAAAAUGAUUACUGACAUUUAAAAGCUGCCUGAGAUUGGACACCUUGAGAAAAGAAGCCCAACUUGUUGAUGUUGAUGUUCGCAA
Molecule: messenger RNA, 2811 nt
Organism: Rhinichthys klamathensis goyatoka
Lineage: Eukaryota; Metazoa; Chordata; Actinopteri; Cypriniformes; Leuciscidae
Gene: slc44a5a
Product: solute carrier family 44 member 5a
Exons: 22
Coding region: 305-2452 (715 amino acids)
Biological process (GO): transmembrane transport
Cellular component (GO): membrane
Molecular function (GO): transmembrane transporter activity
Source: RefSeq, a predicted model, not a curated record